UCCGUCCAGUGGGCUUUUGAGAGUAGGAGACCGUUUAAGGAGAGUUGUUGACAUGCAGGAUUCUGUCUUGCAUCCUCUAGUCCUGGAUUCUAAUCACCCGGUCACUCGUUUGAUCAUUCACCACUACGACCACCAGUUGCAUCAUCCUGGAUCUGAACGUCUGUUUGCGGAAAUUAGGAGAUACUACUGGAUCUUACGAGGACGUGAAGCUGUUAGGAGGUUUCAACGUGACUGCCCUGAAUGUCAAAGGUGGAGAGCCCAGCCGACAAUCCCUAAGAUGGCGGAUCUACCCUCUGCGCGCCUUCAGCUCUAUAAACCUGCCUUCCAUUCUUGUGGAGUUGACUGCUUUGGCCCUCUGUCUGUGAAAAUUGGAAGGCGUACAGAGAAGCGUUGGGGCAUUCUGUUCAAAUGCUUGACUACCAGAGCUGUGCAUUUGGACUUACUCCCUAGCAUGAGUACAGACUCAUUUCUCAUGGCUCUAAGAAGGUUUGUCGCAAGGAGAGGAACACCAGCACAAUUAUUGUCGGAUCGAGGUACAAACUUCCGUGGAGGUGAAAGGGAGUUACGGGAAGCUUAUGCUGCACUGGUUCCUGACAUACAGCAUCACCUUGCCAAACAAAAGAUACACUUCCGCUUUAAUCCCCCUUCGGCCCCUCACUUUGGUGGGGUUUGGGAAAGAGAAGUCAGAUCUGUCAAAUCAGCCUUGUACACAGUUGUGGGUUCACAGCCCGUUCCUGAGGAGGUCUUAAUGACAGUCUUGCUGGAAGUAGAGGCCAUCCUAAACUCAAAACCUUUAGGAUAUGUGUCGUCAGACGUGGCAGAUGCUGACCCUGUGACCCCAAAUAGUCUCUUAAUGGGGCGGCCCGAUGGAUCUCUACCUCAAGUCAUUUACCCAGAAUCGGAAAUGUUGAGUCGUCGGUACUGGAGACACUCCCAGGUCCUGGCAGACCGAUUCUGGUCUAAGUUCGUGAGGGAUUAUCUUCCAGGUCUCCAAACCCGGCAGAAAUGGCAAGCCUCUCCUCCUGAUUUGAACGAGAAAACCAUUGUUAUGAUUGUGGACCCACAACUACCUCGAAGCUUAUGGCCUGUGGGCCAAGUCAUCAAAACCCACCUAAGCCCAGAUGGUCAUAUCAGGUCAGCAGAUGUGAAGAUAAAGGACCAAGUUUAUACCAGACCAGUAGCCCGCCUGGUCAUCCUGCCAGCUUUACCAAAGGAUGGACUUGACGCCUCCAAGUAAAGUCGCCUUUAUGGGAAGCAAAGAUGCUUGCAUCUUUGGGGGCGGCUGUAUUAAAGGCUCCUUUAAAAGGGACUUUUAUUUUGAAACCGGAGCCGCCGCUGUUCUGCCGAUCGUGAACCGUGUAGUUAGUUGAGCUGCCGCUGUCUGUGGUGCCUGUGUGAACUGUGUGAGCUGUCAUCUAAAUGAUGUGAACAACUGUUUGUUGAUGGUGAUUGCUGCAGAUGUAACAUCAAGAUGUUAGUCACUGACCUCAAAACUAUGUUCAUCUUUGAAUAUGCAUCUGUGGUCCAUCCCUUUACCAUCAAUACAAAUCGUUAAACUGAAUUCCUGUCUCCUCAUUAUUAGUGCUCUGAUCGGCACUCAGAAGGGUUUACUCGUCCGAUACAGAAUCAGAACCUAACAGUCUUAAAGCCUUCCUAACAGUAAUGUUUCUUGUUAGUUCAGUAUACAUACACUAUAUGUGCUGUCAUUAAC
Messenger RNA from Paramisgurnus dabryanus, 1711 nucleotides. RefSeq lists its product as uncharacterized. The record is from RefSeq and is a predicted model, not a curated record. Gene Ontology annotation, biological process: DNA integration. Gene Ontology annotation, molecular function: nucleic acid binding. Lineage: Eukaryota; Metazoa; Chordata; Actinopteri; Cypriniformes; Cobitidae.